Messenger RNA from Oryzias melastigma (Indian medaka), 5169 nucleotides. It is a transcript of the gene cc2d2a, whose product is annotated as coiled-coil and C2 domain containing 2A. Lineage: Eukaryota; Metazoa; Chordata; Actinopteri; Beloniformes; Adrianichthyidae. Bases 122 to 5050 code for a protein of 1642 amino acids. The record is from RefSeq and is a predicted model, not a curated record. Gene Ontology annotation, biological process: non-motile cilium assembly; protein localization to ciliary transition zone. The transcript is spliced from 39 exons. Gene Ontology annotation, cellular component: ciliary transition zone.
UCGAGAAAAACUGGAGAAAAAAAGGCGUAAUUUGCAAGAAACGCUGGGGGGAAACAAAAAAGAUGACCUCCAGGCUUUGGUGUCGUCCGACAAGCCGAGCGUGAGGAAGAGGCAGACUGCGAUGAAGGACACUGAAGACAGCGAGGAAGACUCGGGAGAGACUCUGAAACGCACACUGAGGGCUCAGAGACAGAGAAGAAGGAGAAAACUGCUUGAGCAGUCUUCAGUCAAGGAGUCUCAACAUGAUGAUGAAGAUGAAGAGGAGGUUUCUGCUGUUCAGGACCAAAGUGUAAAAGAGGAACCAGCUGAGAAGACGGUGGCUUUGAGGCCUCCAUCUGGUUCUCGCAGAGGCUACUCCUUAAAACCUCUGCCUGUCUCCAGCUCUCAAAAGUUAGACACUUUUGUGACACGACACUUGGAGGAGAAGCUCAGAGCAGCAAGGUUUAAGGGGGAGAGUCUUCAGCAGGAAAAGGAGGUCUCUGCAGAUCCAGCCAGCCGCCUCCAGAGCCUCAGAGGCAGAGACAGGGUAACACGCUUUGACAGAGAGACUGAUUCUGUCAAAGCAGAAGAAGAUGAUGUUUCUGUGGCUUUGAGCGCAAGGGUGAAGUUCAAAGAGGCUGCAAAACGAGUAAACCAAGGCCUCCCAACUGCGAACGAGGCUUAUAAUUUCUUUACGUUUAACUUUGAGCCUGAACCAGCAGAAGAGACGGAGGAACUUAGACGGAAAAAACGUAAACAAAAAGAAACGACUGAGAAGGACAGAGAUGAGGAUGAAGGAGAAGAACCGGAGGAAGAUGAUAAAGAAGAUAGUCAGGAUCCCAAUGAGAACCAGAGUGAAGAGACUCGUCUGGUUCCAACCGAAGAGGAUUUAUUCAUCAUCGAUCAAUCGGCGCGGGAUUUCCUGGAGGUGAAGAAGGCGGAAUAUGUUGGGGUUAAAAAGCGAGCUGCGCGUGACAGCGAGCUCCUGUUUACACCGAGCUUCCGGAAAGCUCCAACUUCUGUGAAGCUUCCUGAAAACGUAAAGCCCCGCUUUAUUGAAGAUGAGGGUCUCUAUGUGGGGAAGAGGCCCUCUGUGUCCUUCACCAAUGAGACCAUACUUGAGAAUCGUCUGUUGAAAAUGGAAGAGGGGCUGGAGUGGUUUGGUGACGACGGCAGGAUUUUGGCUCUGCCUGACCCCAUAAAGGAAUCAUCCACAAGACCUCCUCUCUUCAGCAUGGAGGGGGACCUGAAUCCUGCCAUACAGACGGUGUUUAGGAAGGCGCAGAAGUCCAAGUAUGCUGCAGACCCUGAGGGAGAUUACCAGCUCGACGUGGAAGUCUUUGGCUUGGUUUUCUCCCAUCACCCACUCUUCAGCCGAGAACAUGUCCUAGCAUCCCGACUGUGUCAGCUGUAUCACCAGUACCUCACUAGGCAGCAGAAUAAUCUCACCGGGCAUCUCACUGACAAGUUGAAUGGUUUAAGGAAUGCCCUUGGGAAUAUGAUGAAGAUCCACAGAGAGGAAAGCCUCACCCUGAGUCUGCAGCAGAGAAUAUCCGAGUACAGUCUGGAAGUCAGGGACACCCGGCAGCUGCGAGACUCGGAGCAAGAAAAGGACAGGACUUUGCUGAAGAACAUCAUCAAAGUGUGGAAGGAGAUCAAGGCCUUGAGAGAGUUUCAGAAGUUCACCAACACGCCUUAUAAACUCCUCCUCAGAAAAGAGAAUGUGGAUCCAGCAUCAGAUCAGCAAGAGUACGAAGAGGAGAUCCAAGCAGAAGUUAUGGAACUGGAGGCAGAGAAGGAGGAGGACUAUCAGAGAAGCCUGGCAGAGUACAGAAAACAGCUGGAGGAGUGGAAGCUCUGGAGGAAGAAGCAGAAAGCAAAAAGAAAAAAGAAGAAAAAAAAGAAGAAAAGCCAGAAACUGGAGGACACCACGGAAGACGAGGAUGAAGAGCAGGAAGGGAGUGAACUGGAGGGGCCUGAAGACGGCCCCCCUAAACCACAGCCUCCAGAAAGACCAGACUUUGACGCAAUCGAGCAGCAAGUGAAAGAAAAAGCAUCAAAGAUCCGCAGGAAACCAGGAGAGGCCGUCCUGAUCCCCGUGCUGUCUGCAUCCGGAAACAUCACCGACAGUGAACUCUGCCCCAGGGUUGAAGUCUCUCGGAGACAGGAAGUUCUCAGACACUCUCUCUUCAUCAAGAUCCUGUGCAACGACAAGAAAGUUUCCAAAACAGACAGCCGUCCGCUGGGCACCGACUUCAGGGUGCACUUUGGACAAAUCUUCAACCUGAGGAUAAUUACCUGUCCACAGAGCAUUAACUUACAGGUCUUUGAGGACACCGGAUCUUCCUCUUCCCUCCUGGCUCAGGUCUUCGUCCCGGCGCCGGAACCCUCAGUGGUGACGGGCAGCGCUUCAUUGGAGGACUUUGAGUUCAGCAGCAACCAGAGGGUGAUGUUUGACCACGAGGGGGUCGGAAGUGACGUCCCGCUCUCCUUCGAGGCCGACGGCAGCAACAAAGUGGUCCUGUUGACCUCUGGGAAGCUGACGUGCGGCGUGUCGUGGGGGGUCGGGGAUGACGACGUGCCGCUCGCCCCCUCUGCUUCACAGCACCCUGGCGUGAAGCACAGCGGCUUGGGUCACCUGGACGCUGUCACGAGCAUCGGAGCCUCUGGACUGUACGACAUGAAAAAAAUAGGAGAGUGGGCCAAACAGUCCCGGCUGGACCCAAACGACCCAAAAAAUGCCUCCAUCAUGCAGCUUCUGAAAGUGGCCAGCAGUGGAGAGGUUACGGCUCCAGAGUACUUCCGCCUGGAACAUCUACAGGAGGAGUUUAAUUUUGUGACUGACGAAGAGCUGGACAACUCCAGAAGGUUCCGCCUGCUCCGGCUGAGGAACCAGGGGGUCAAAGAGUUUCGUAACUACAAGUUUAUUCCUGCACUCGAGAAUGAGAUCUCAGACAAGGUUUUCCAGGAAUACGAAAGAAGAUUAAAAGAUGGAGAGACAGUCGACACUCGAGAACACUUGGAUUCACAUCGAGCUUUGGUGGCCAAAUACCUGCAGAAGAUCCAAGAGUCCGUCAUGAAUCGGUUGCUUUUUGCCAAACAUCGAUUCCUCCUCUCGGAUUUAGUGGUUGAAGAGGAGAUACCGAGCAUCGGAAAUAAAGUUCCAGUUCUACUUAAGGCAGAGAAGUUAGAUAGCCUUGAACAUCCACGUCAGAACGUCAGGGAGAGAGACAGGGCCGACGUGAAUCACAUGCUGAAGAUUCUAGGAAUCAACCUGUUCAAGCUGACCGAACCCAAGAGGCCACUGAAGCCUCAACGGAAGGAAAGGAAGAAGGUGACGGCGCAGAAUCUGUCCGACGGGGACGUCAAACUGCUCGUCAACAUCAUCCGAGCCUACGACAUCCCCGUCCGCAGACCCCAGAGCGACAAAGCUGGUCAGUCCUCUCAGCCGGCCAUCCACGGCAGCGACUGGUACCUCAACCAGGUUCAGGUCAGGCCAUUCGUGGAGGUUUCCUUCCAGCGCACAGUUCUGCAGACAACCACAGCCGACGGACCCAACCCCAGCUGGAAUGAGGAGCUGCAGCUUCCGUUCAGUGCUCCAAACGGGGACUACAGCACAUCCAACUUGCAGUCGGUCAAAGACGAGGUCUUCAUCAACAUAUUUGAUGAAAUGCUGCAUGAAACUGGGGUGAACGACAAAGAGAGGGGCCCGUCGAUUCACACUCAGGUGGAGAAGCACUGGCUGGGCUCCGUCAGGAUUCCCUUCAGCACUAUUUACUCUCAGUCCAGGAUUGAUGGAACGUUUAAGGUGAACACCCCAGCUGUGCUGCUGGGUUACAGCAAGGAGCGCAGCCACGGCGCCAACAGCGGCUACGAUCUGCUGCGAAGUGUGAGCGAAGGAGCGUUCAUCACACUCUUCAUCACCAUCGAGCCUCAGCUGGUGCCUGGAGAGCCCGUUAGGGAGAAGAUAAAGGAGCUGAAGUUCGACAGUCAGGAGCACGAGCGCUUACUGCAGGCGGCUGAGAAGUUUGAGAGGAAAGCAGCCAAGCGUUACCCGGACCGCCCCUGCAUCACCACAGUCAUAGACCUCAACGGAAAGACGGUCUUCAUCACGCGCUACAUCCGGCCGCUCAACCCGCCGCCGGAGUUCCUGGAGGCUUUCCCGAAUAACCCUCAGGAAGCCACAACGCUGGUGGCCCGGUUCGUGUCCCUCAUCCCUUCUCUGCCCGACCAAGUUUCUUUUUCUGGAGUCUGUGACCUGUGGACCACUUGCAAUCAAUUCCUAACUCUUCUAGCAGGAGAUGAGGAGGAACACGCUGUCCUGUUGUGCAACUACUUCCUGUCUUUGGGCAAGAGAGCCUGGCUAAUAAUAGGCACAGCCAUACCAGAGGGAUCCACGGCGUAUGUCCUGACCCACGAACAGAGCCGCUACCUCAUCUGGAAUCCCAGCAGCGGUCAGUUCUACGGGCAGUACGACACCUUCUGCCCGCUGCAAGCCGUCGGCUGUCUGGUUGACGCUGACAACGUUUGGUUCAAUAUUCAAGAAUAUGCUUCUCCUAUGAGGAUGAGUUUUGAUGUCUCAAAAAGGAAGCUUUGGAAACCCUUUUUCUCCGGGUCCUUCCCCCACCCGGGGCUGUCCAGCGUACAGCCUGAGGAGCUGGUGUACAGCCGCACAGACGAAGCAGCCGCAGCCGAACUUCAGGACAGAAUUGAGAAAACUCUGAAGGACAAGAUUAUGGAGUGGCGCCCCCGACACCCAACCCGCUGGAACCGCUACUGCAACACCACCUUAAAGCAGUUCCUGCCCAAACUGGAGCAGAGCAGAGGGCAGGACGUGGCUGAGGGCCACCGCCACGAGCUGCAAAGGCUGCUGGGAGACUACAGGAUCUCCGGAUUCCCGCUGCACAUGUCCUUCUCCGAGAUCCGACCCGUCAUCGAGGCCGUGUACAGCACCGGCGUCCACAACAUCCAAGGAUCCAACGUGGAGUUCGCCCUGGCUGUGUACGUGCACCCUUACCCCAACAACGUUCUGUCCGUGUGGGUCUACCUGGCGUCACUUGUGCGCACAUGAAGGACGUUUUGAAGUUAUCCCCUUUAAUUUAAACAGAAAAUAUUGUUUAUACAAAUCCAUUUUUAAAUAUAUUUUUUACAUGAUCUGUAUGUAAUUCUUAUUAAACAUUGGAGCUCCAA